UUCAUUCCUAGCUGCUACUACUAACUGCUUCUACUUGCUCGUACUAGAAUAGUGAAAACUCCUUAUAAUUGAAAGGAAAAAUGUCAUCUUCUCUGUCUGGUAAGUUAAGUAUUGAAGUAGAGGCAAAGUCAUCUGCUCCUGCUUUAUAUGAGGCUAACUCGAAACGAUUCUACGAGAUACCAAAACUUUGCCCUAACUUUAUACAGAAGGUUGAUUUAGUAGAAGGUAAUCGGGAAAAUGUGGGUGCUGUCAUAAACUGGCAUUUCUUAUUCGAGGGGAAAACUGUGAAUUCCCAGGAGAUAUUGGAGAGCAUAGAUGAUGAGAAACUAUCCGUCACUUUCAAGGUGAUAGGAGGAUUACUCGUAGAGGCGUACAAAAGUUUCAAGUUCGUUUUUCAGGCCAUUCCAAAGAAACAGGGAUGCUUAGCCCGUUGGACAGUUGAAUAUGAGAAACUUAACGAGGAGAUUCCAGAUCCAAAAGAAAUGCUUCAGUUUGCAGCUGAUCUUAUCAAAGAGAUGGAUGAUAAUCUUAUGAUCAAGCGCAAGGAGUACCUGUGAACAAAAAUAUCACAUAUUAUAGCAUAUAUAUAAAUAAAUACCUUUAUUUUCUGAAAAAGAAAGUAUGUAAAAAGGUACCCUUUCUUGUAUUGUUGGUUUCUUUGUUUUUGGUCAUCUUAGUUUGAGCAGGUACCUCGUGUCUUUCAUGGUGGAUCAAUCCAUUAUAUGUACUCAUAUGGUAUUUGAUCUGUCUCUCUAUCCCUCUCUGUAUGCUUAUUAUAAUAAACCUGCAAACGGAACUUCCUUA
Juglans microcarpa x Juglans regia is the source of this 804-nucleotide messenger RNA. Its product is annotated as MLP-like protein 43. The transcript is spliced from 2 exons. Bases 81 to 557 code for a protein of 158 amino acids. The record is from RefSeq and is a predicted model, not a curated record. Gene Ontology annotation, biological process: defense response. Lineage: Eukaryota; Viridiplantae; Streptophyta; Magnoliopsida; Fagales; Juglandaceae.